Messenger RNA from Hibiscus syriacus, 1475 nucleotides. RefSeq names its product pyrophosphate-energized membrane proton pump 3-like. The record is from RefSeq and is a predicted model, not a curated record. The coding region runs from base 1 to 1467 and encodes 488 amino acids. NCBI's taxonomy places the organism in Eukaryota, Viridiplantae, Streptophyta, Magnoliopsida, Malvales, Malvaceae. Gene Ontology annotation, molecular function: inorganic diphosphate phosphatase activity; diphosphate hydrolysis-driven proton transmembrane transporter activity. Gene Ontology annotation, biological process: proton transmembrane transport. Gene Ontology annotation, cellular component: membrane. The transcript has 8 exons.
AUGGGACCACUUGGGUACUUAUCCGGGUCUUUGCUAUUGGCGAUCAUAUCAAGAUGGCUUGAAAAAAACAUUUCCCGUUCAGUUGCUAACCCAUCUGCUUUCAUCCUGUUUCCUCUUCUUGUGCACUCAUUUGACCUGGUGGUAUCGUCAAUUGGAAUUCUUUCAAUUAGGGUUACACGGGACUCCAGUGUAAAAGUUCCACUAGAGGAUCCAAUGGCAAUCCUUCAGAAAGGAUACUCUGUUACUAUAGUUUUGGCUGUUCUGAUAUUUGCUGGGUCUACUCGGUGGUUGCUUUUUACUGAACAAGCACCUUCGGCAUGGUUGAACUUUUUCUUAUGUGGGUUAGUUGGUAUUAUUACAGCAUAUGUUUUUGUCUGGAUAACCAAGUAUUACACUGACUACAAGCAUGAGCCUGUACGCACAUUAGUUCUUUCUAGCUCUACGGGACACGGGACUAACAUUAUUGCCGGAGUCAGUUUGGGCCUGGAAUCGACAGCACUUCCUGUUCUUGUGAUAAGUGUAGCUAUUAUUUCUGCUUUUUGGCUGGGUCACACCUCAGGGCUUGUGGAUGAAACAGGAAGUCCAACUGGUGGGUUGUUUGGAGCAGCUGUAGCAACAAUGGGAAUGCUUAGUACCGCAGCAUAUAUUCUAACCAUGGAUAUGUUUGGUCUGAUAGCUGAUAAUGCUGGUGGAAUUGUGGAAAUGAGUCAGCAGCCAGAGAGUGUGCGAGCGAUCACUGAUGUUCUUGAUGCUGUUGGGAACACCACAAAAGCUACAACCAAGGGUUUUGCCAUUGGAUCUGCAGCACUUGCUUCUUUUCUUCUGUUUAGUGCAUAUAUGGACGAGGUUUCAUCUUUUGCACGUGAAUCUUUUAAACAGGUUGAUAUUGCCAUUCCUGAGGUUUUCGUUGGUGGAUUGUUGGGCUUCAUGCUUAUUUUCUUAUGUAGUGCAUGGACCUGUGCUGCAGUUGGCCGAACUGCUCAGAAGGUUGUUAAGGAAGUAAGAAGGCAAUUUAUUGACAGGCCUGGUAUCAUGGACUACAAGGAGAAACCAGAUUAUGGUCGCUGUGUUGCUAUUGUGGCAUCUGCAUCUUUGAGGGAGAUGAUAAAACCGGGUGCUUUGGCUAUAGUAUCACCAAUUGUAGUUGGUUUUCUAUUCCGAGUUUUGGGACACUAUACAGGACAACCUCUCCUCGGAGCAAAAGUUGUGGCUGCUCUUUUGAUGUUUGCAACAGUUUCGGGUAUUUUAAUGGCUCUCUUUCUGAACAAAGCUGGUGGUGCCUGGGAUAAUUCAAAGAAGUUUAUCGAGAUCGGAGCUCUCGGUGGUAAAGGCAGCGACGCCCACAAAGCAGCAGUUACUGGAGACACUGUGGGAGAUCCAUUCAAAGACACAGCCGGACCUUCACUUCAUGUGCUCAUAAAAAUGAUUGCUACCAUUACACUUGUAAUGGCGCCUGUGUUUCUCUGAAAGACUUA